AUGAACUAUCCGCCCAACACUCAUCAGCAAUAUCCAACCGGCAGCAGUGGUAGUACAAAUCAACAACAGCAGCAGCAGCAACAAUCACCUCAUCAACAUCAGGUGCCUGUUCCUUCAAUGGUGAUGAAUAGUAGUAAUAAUAUUUCUAAUAAUAAUUACGGAAGUCAAAUGAUGAUGAAGCCUUCCCCAUUAAUAGAACCUCCUCCUCUUGAAACUCUAGUGUAUAGCACGGAGAGAGCUGGAGGAGAGGAAGCCUUGAUGAAGCAAUUUGCUAAUAUCAAAUUGGUUGAUAUGGACAAGUCACUAUCGGCUCGCUUGAUCAAUAACAAUCUCUUUGCAUCGUCUAAUAUUCCAGAACAACAACAUUAUCAACAACAAUCCAAUGCAAUUUAUGGCUCUACGAUGAUAAAUAUUGGUAUGAUGAAUCCAAUUACUUCCUAUUCACAAACAACUCAACCUCCCCCAAUUGAAAAGCCACCUCAAUUCAUCUAUGAUAAGGCUCAUUUUGGAGAUCUCUCUUCUUCCAAUAUACUUGAAAAGACAACAUCAAGUGCCUACACUAGUGUAUUUUUCCAUACUCCAUUGGGAGCUCUUCCUCAAAAUAAGACUACUGUGUACAAGUGGAAUGUCAAGAUUAACACUAUCAAAUCAUGGUUAGCAAUUGGUGUUGCUCAUACUCACAUUGGAGAUGAUCAUAAAUUUGCUUUCUCUCCGUAUGAUGAACAUGGGGCUUAUAUGCUCUCUGCAAAUGGAUAUAUUUGGAAUAGACAACUUGCAUCAACUAACAAGUAUGAAUAUGUUGCAAAUUCCAACUUUGUAGCAGGUGAUUUAAUGUCUCUUGAACUGAAUUGUGGAAAGAGAGAAUUGGUAAUAUAUAGAAAUAAUGGAAAGGUAGCUACCAUCAAUGAUAUUCCCCUACCAGUUUAUCCAUCCUUUAUGAUGCACGGAAUGGAAUCUGUAGAAUUUAUGGGAUUAACAGAAACUCAAUCAUCAGUACAACCAGUCAAUGUAGAUUUUGUAUGUCAUAGCUACCACAUGACUGUUGAGGGAAAAAAGCUAACCAAAAAGACAAAGGAUAGUUAUCACACUAUAUUCUUCAAGAACUUACUUGGUGAUGCAAGUAAUUAUGGCCUCUUCAAAUGGAGAAUUAAAAUUCUUUCGACUACCUCUUGGAUUGGUUUGGGUGUAGUUGCUAAGGAAAUUGCUCAAGGCCGAUUCCAUAAUCUUUCUCCAUACGAUAAUCAUGGAGGGUACAUUUACUCACUCAAUGGAUAUGGAUGGAGUGCAUUCUAUGAGGGUACAAACAAGUAUACUAACUGUGGAGCUUCUUGCUCUGCUGGAGAUAUUAUUACAUUGGAGCUUAAUUGCGCCUCAAAGGAGUUGACACUCACAAAAGAGGGUAAAAAUUUAAUCACAUUCAAACAAGUACACUUACCCGUCUAUCCUUUUGUCAUGAUGCACGGAAUGGAAUCUGUAGAAUUACUCGAUUUUCAACAAGAAGGUUCCUAUUCCAAUCCAGAUGCCUACAAGUUUGAAGGAGUUCUUGAAUUCAAACAUAAUCCAGAAAAUAUUGAAAGUGUAGGAUGUAAAAUUAAAAAGUUGACCGAUACUGGAUACUCCAACGUGUAUGUGAAUAGAGAGUUGAGUUUGGAACAUAUUAUCAAGAGAUACAAGGUUAAAAUUAACAAGUUGGCAAAUUGGGCAGGUAUUGGUAUGAUUAAAAAGGAAAAUGUAAAUUUGUCCACUUAUCAGUCCUAUUCACCAUAUGACAAUAAUGGAGCCUUUAUAAUUUCUGCCAAUGGAUAUGUUUGGGAUGAUAAUAUGAAAGAUCCAAAAUACAAGCUUGUAGAAACGGCUAAAUUUACUGAGGGAGAUGUCAUUAUUAUCGAAUUGAAUUGUAUUACAAGAGAGUUGAACUUUUACAAGAAUAUAAUUACCAACAAGAUGGCUACUAUUGAGAAUGUCUCACUUCCAGUUUAUCCAUUCCUCAUGUUGUAUGGUAAGGAAGAGGUUGAAUUUUUGGAAUAUUUGGAAAAUACCAUUGUUGAUACUUCUUCAUUGAUACACAAACCUCCAUCCUUCAAAUAUUUACCAUCAUGCAUUUCAGUGAAUGGUCAUGUUGUGACUAAAACAAAUUCAGGUUCCUAUACAAAUGUUUUUGUCAAUACUCCUCUAGGCAAGUUGAAUCAAGACUCGAGCAUUUUCAAAUGGCAAGUAAGAAUUCUUUCACUCUCAUGGAUUGGUCUCGGCGUUACAAGAAGAGAAGUGGCUGCUAAGAGCAAUUUGAGUGUUUCGCCAUAUGAUGAUCACGGAAGUUACUUCCUCUCUGCAAAUGGUUAUGUAUGGAAUAGACAACUUGCUGAUCCAUAUUAUUCUAAGAUUGAAGGAGCUACCUAUCAAAAAGGAGACGUUCUAGUAUUCACAUUGGAUUGUAAACAACAAUCAUUACAAAUCGCAAAGAGUGGAGUCUUACUGACACUUGUCUCAGUCAAGAAGGAGAAACCAAUUCCUGUCCAAGAACCAGUUGUUGUUGAAACAGCUGUCGAUACAGUACCAGAAAUUAUUGUGAAACCAAGCAAACCUACUACAACAGUUAUUAGAAAGAAGAAAACUAAGCAAUAUAUCACUGUAAAGGAGGUAGCUGCUUGGACUCCAACCUUUGAAGUCAUGCAAAGAUUGUCCCUUCCUUUAGCAAUUUUCAAGGAAAUAUUCGAAAUGGAUUUUCCAUCCAUUGAUGAUUACCAAAUUGGAGAUGUCAUUGUAAGAGUUCAAUUGGAUGGUGAUGUUGUAGAGCUGAAAUUGGGAAAGGAAUUGAUUAAUGAUAAUUAUUCAAAUAUUAAUGCUGGACCAAUGAUUCAAAAUUCGAAUGGACUUUGGGAAUUGUUGCUUCAACAUGGUUUUGAAUUGAAGGAAACUAGAAAUUACAAUUCUUUCCAAGGAUCUAUCUAUCAUGGAAGAUUGAUGGCUGAAAGAGUUUUUGAAAGACGUAUCUAG
Messenger RNA from Naegleria gruberi, 2994 nucleotides. RefSeq lists its product as uncharacterized. Lineage: Eukaryota; Heterolobosea; Eutetramitea; Acrasida; Naegleriidae. Gene Ontology annotation, molecular function: protein binding. The record is from RefSeq and is a predicted model, not a curated record. The coding region runs from base 1 to 2994 and encodes 997 amino acids. The transcript is spliced from 2 exons.